AAGAGCCAAGAAAUACAAAGUUUCUGCUCCCACAAUAUCGUCUUUUACCAACCACCAUGAUUUGCACCGGAAGACGAAGCACAUGUACCCGUGCUAUCUUCAAAAGUAUUUGAAGCAUGCAAAGAGUUACCAUCAGCCAAUAUUAUUCCUCCAACAUUAGGAUUCAGAGGGGUAGAAGUAGAGCCAGUGACACCAACCCCAAACUUCUCACCAAUGCUUGAACCCAAAAAUUUUACUACCAAUUUUAAUUCACUUCUAAAAUUCUAAACCUACCCCUAAAACCGGUUUGAUCCUGAAUCAUUUCCAUCUCCUGCCAUGAAUAGAAGACGAGGUAGAUCAGGCAGUAAACUGUCUUUAGAUGAGGUAUCCAGUGAUUUUCUCGGUAAUACCAAUGAAGAACAGUCUGCAUUGGUUUCUUCAUCUUCUUCAGGUAAAGUUAGCAAAACCCAAGUGAAAAGUUCUGAUUCUGCUAAUAGAAAUGUUAAUUCUAAAGUGGUUAGAAGUAGGAAGUCGAGAAAGGAAGUUGUUUCGGAUGAGGCUAUUUGUAUAAACAAAGAGUCAAAUUCUGAGGCUUUAGUUGCGUUAACGGCUGGAUUUCCGUCUGACUCAUUAAAGGAUGAAGAAAUUGAAGCUGGGGUUGUUAGUGUAGUUGGCGGGAUAGAACAAUGUAACUAUAUUUUAAUUAGGAAUCACAUUAUUACGAAAUGGCGUGAAAAUGUGUCGAUUUGGCUGACGAAGGAUAUGUUUGUUGAUAUUAUACCUGAAGGAUGUAGUGGGUUAUUAGAUUCUGCAUAUAACUACUUGUUAUCGUACGGGUAUGUUAAUUUUGGGGUGGCGUUGGCAAUUAAGGACAAGAUUCCAACUAGGCCAAGUAAGGGAAGAGUGAUUGUUAUUGGGGCAGGUCUUGCUGGGUUGGCGGCUGCAAGGCAACUGAUGUUGUUUGGAUUUGAGGUAAUUGUUUUAGAGGGACGGAAGCGUGCAGGUGGAAGGGUGUAUACGAAAAAGAUGGAAGGAGGGAAUAAGGUAGCAACUGCUGAUUUAGGAGGGAGUGUUUUGACAGGUACAUUAGGGAAUCCACUUGGUCUGUUGGCUCGACAGUUGUCGUAUACACUUCAUACGGUGAGCGACCAAUGUCCACUCUAUCGUGCUGACGGAAAGCCCGUAGACGAGUAUUUGGAUAAAAAAGUGGAGGUUGCUUAUAAUGAACUUUUGGACAAGGCAAGCAAGGUCAGACAAGAAUUAUCUCCGAUUAUUUCUCUUGGAGAGGCAUUGGAGACUUUGCGAAAGGAUUUUAGUGUUGCGAUGAAUGAUGAGGAGAUGAACUUGUUUAAUUGGCAUCUGGUGAAUCUGGAAUAUGCAAAUGCAGGUUUGCUUUCACAACUUUCCUUAGCAUUUUGGGACCAAGAUGACCCCUAUGAUAUGGGAGGGGAUCACUGCUUCUUGCCCGGUGAAAAUGGAAGAUUAGUUCAUGCCCUGGCUGAAAAUGUGCCUAUUAUGUUUGAAAAAACUGUGUAUGCCAUUCGUUAUGGUAGAGAUAGUGUGAAGGUGAUUACUGCGGACCAAUUAUUUGAGAGAGAUAUGGCAUUGUGCACAGUUCCUCUCGGAGUUUUGAAGAGUGGUUCUAUCACGUUCAUUCCAGAGUUGCCUCAGCAAAAACUUGACACAAUAAAAAGAUUGGGGUUUGGACUGUUAAAUAAGGUUGCAUUGAUAUUCCCGUAUGUGUUUUGGGACUCCAAUAUUGAUACAUUUGGUCAUGUUGCUGAUGAUUCUAGUUCUCAGGCUGAUGGAAAUCCUGUAGACGAGCAUUUGGAUAAAAAAGUGGUACUUCCGGAUAAGGCAAGCUCAGGCAAGAAGUUUUCUCAGGACUGGAAGCAUAGAUCCAUAUCGUCAUUACAAGAAUAUUCAAACUUGGAGGAAGUGAGAUCCCUUACCACAAACCAGUAGAAGGGUCAAUUUCUUACUUGCCAGAGCCUAGAGGCGUAGAGCUAAAGCAGCUCGCAAUUACAUUAGUUCUGAUAUCCCCAACAGAUAAAGUGGUUCCAUUGCCGCUGUCAAAUUU
Solanum tuberosum (potato) is the source of this 2059-nucleotide messenger RNA. RefSeq names its product protein FLOWERING proteinUS D-like. Gene Ontology annotation, molecular function: protein binding; oxidoreductase activity. The record is from RefSeq and is a predicted model, not a curated record. Bases 316 to 1944 code for a protein of 542 amino acids. Lineage: Eukaryota; Viridiplantae; Streptophyta; Magnoliopsida; Solanales; Solanaceae. The transcript has a single exon.